CUAGCACGUUCAGCCUGUGUGACAUUCAGCCCCUCUCUUCUAAUGCCUGGGUCAAGUCUAUGAGAACUAAACAUGAAUAUUGUCCGAUCGUCUGUUUCUAGGCUGUGCGGGGUCGCCAGACUGCAAAGUCUCUCCAUGGCUAACCCAACCAUUUUUGGACACACUCACCUCCGCCUCUUCAGCAGCUUUUUCCUGCCAAGAGCCACACCAGGAUUCUCCAGCCCUGGUUCUCUAUCUGCACAGGCCGAAGGGUCCGGAGUCUUCAGACAGCUCCCCUGGCAAAUCCAACAAGUCCGUACGCGCAAGAGGGGCACAGAGUAUCAACCCAAGAACUUAAAACGCAAGAGGACCCACGGCUGGAUCAAAAGAUGCAGUACCCAAGGAGGGAUUGAGGUGUUACUGCGACGUAUGCUUAAGGGGAGGAAGUCUCUGUGUCACUGAAGGGGUCUGCGGGUGGACGUUUGGACAUGAGAGACUUUGGGGACAAAAGGGGUGGUCCCAUACAUCUGUAAAGGACAGUGAUACUAUGGGAUGGGUGUGGUUUUGAAUAAGUGUGAAUAGAAGGCGGGAAAGAUGAUGUUGAAAAGGGGGUUGUGAGUAUCAAUGUUAUUAAUAUGUGAAUAAAUGAGAUGUUUGAAUUGACUUG
Periophthalmus magnuspinnatus is the source of this 646-nucleotide messenger RNA. RefSeq names its product mitochondrial ribosomal protein L34 (gene mrpl34). Gene Ontology annotation, molecular function: structural constituent of ribosome. Gene Ontology annotation, cellular component: ribosome; mitochondrial large ribosomal subunit. NCBI's taxonomy places the organism in Eukaryota, Metazoa, Chordata, Actinopteri, Gobiiformes, Gobiidae. The transcript is spliced from 2 exons. The coding region runs from base 73 to 441 and encodes 122 amino acids. Gene Ontology annotation, biological process: translation. The record is from RefSeq and is a predicted model, not a curated record.